CAAGAGUUUCUGCAAAUUUUCCCACCCAUCGGUGAACUCCAUUCUCUAGAGAGAGAGAGAGAGAGAGAGAGAGAGAUGGAUUACAGGCUAGCAGCACCAAAGCUGCUAUGCGCACAGCUAAAGCACGCCCGCCAAACACCCUCGCAGUCCUCCAUGUCUCUCGGCGGCAUCCUCUUCCAACGUGCCUGGUUACAGGGCAUUCUGGUCUCAACAGCCUCCGACGGCGGUUUCAUCCUCGACGACGGCACCGGCCUUGUCGAACUCUCUCUCUCCGGUGAUUCCUUCAAUCGCCAGUGGAAGACAGGGAUGUAUGUGAUGGUUGUUGGAGGGUUUUUCGUCCGUACGGGUGAUAUUUCCAUGAUUCAGGUUCACAAAAUGGUUGACCUUUCUCCAUUUCCUGAUCGAGAGGCAAUGUGGUAUUUAGAAGUUAUGGAGGCGUACAAACUUUUCUACCAACCAGAACUAUGAGAGGGAGAGCUCACCUUUGUCUCUUCUUUUCUCACAAGAUGAGAGGAUCUUCUGCAAGAAGUCUAAUUUACGUGAACUCCUGCAUGUUACCUGGGUCAGCGAUGCAGCCAGGCAAAUCAGUCUCAAGAUGGUUGCGACAAAAUGUUCAUGGCAUUGCUAUUAGGCAUGGCUUUCAAGAAUCCAAAUGCCUGGCUUAUGGGCUAGUGAAGGAGGGCUGCACCCAAACUGAGUGUCAUGUUAUGCUGUUCACCCCAUCUUCCGUGCUAAUUACUCUUAUGGUUUGGCACAUGACCCUCAUCUGAUUCAAAGCGGAACAUAAAGCUCAUAUGUUAAUUGAACUAAACUAAAGUGCCAAGUCUAACUGCAGUCACUUGAGACUGAAGGGUGUUAUUGAGCCCCAAAUUUAGUUGUACUGUCUAAUUUCCAACUACUUUUUCGUUUUUAAUCCCUUUGCAUC
This is a messenger RNA of Rhododendron vialii, 925 nucleotides long. RefSeq lists its product as uncharacterized. Lineage: Eukaryota; Viridiplantae; Streptophyta; Magnoliopsida; Ericales; Ericaceae. The coding region runs from base 76 to 468 and encodes 130 amino acids. Gene Ontology annotation, biological process: regulation of sister chromatid segregation; negative regulation of double-strand break repair via homologous recombination; DNA repair. The transcript is spliced from 5 exons. Gene Ontology annotation, cellular component: cytosol; nuclear speck. The record is from RefSeq and is a predicted model, not a curated record.